This is a messenger RNA of Spinacia oleracea (spinach), 1080 nucleotides long. RefSeq lists its product as uncharacterized. Bases 1 to 1080 code for a protein of 359 amino acids. The transcript is spliced from 2 exons. The record is from RefSeq and is a predicted model, not a curated record. Lineage: Eukaryota; Viridiplantae; Streptophyta; Magnoliopsida; Caryophyllales; Amaranthaceae.
AUGGGAAAGUUUGUGUCUAAAGCUAGUAGGGGAGACAAGAGGGCAGCUAGGACAUGUAAGGGUAAGGGUGGUGAUGUGAUAUUUGAGGGUGAGGAUGAUGUAGACAGUGAGGAUUCUGAUUUUGAGGAAUCUCAGAGUGAUGAUGGUGAUGUAGACAGUGAUGAUGAAUCAGACAUAGGGGAUUUCAUUGUUGAGGAGGAGGAGUUGGAAAGUAUGAGGGAUGACAUCCAUGAUAUGUCAUUUGAGGACUGUCUAGAUGGGAGCUCAAAAAGGGACAAGAAUUACAAGAAUGGGAAGGUAUAUGUUGAGCAGCCCUAUGGUUCUAUUAAGCUUGAACCAUGGUUGAUAUUUACAGAUAUGGAAGCCUUCCUGGAUGUCCUAAGAGACUACUGCAUACAGGAGGGGUUUGGGUUGAGUGUUGAGAAGGCAGACAGUAGAAGAUACACUGUUGUUUGUGCAGUGGAGGGUUGUGAUUGGAGGAUACAUGCCUCAAAAAUGGUGGAUAAGUUUAGUUGGACAAUCAAAUCAUUGACUGGGGAGCACAGACAGUGUGGUAGGCUUGAGGUUAACCCCAUAGUGACCACCAAAUGGUUGGUGGGGAAGUUGUUGCCAGAGAUUGAGGCAAACUUAGAUAUUCCUGUCUUAACAUUGAAGAAGAUGACUCAACAGAAGUAUAGGAUACAAGUAAAAACAAGGCUGUUCUACAAGGUUAAAGCAUUGGCUAAGGAGGUUAUUAAUGGGAGUUUUAGUGAGUCCUAUGCACUGAUACCUAGGUAUGCAGAGAUGAUAAAGGAGACUAACCCUGGGAGUUAUGCACUGAUCACAUGGCAUAGUGAUCCUGGGGAUGGAUUUCUUAAGGGGUGUAGGCCAAUAAUAGGAAUUGAUGGAGCUCACCUCAGUGGGUUUUUCAAGGGGAUUCUUCUGUCAGCCUUGGGGAUAGAUGGCAACAAUGAGAUCUUCUUGUUGGCUUAUGGGGUUGUUGACACUGAGAGCUGGAACUAUUUUAUGAGGAACCUUAGGGCACUGUUUGAGAGAGAAGGCUGCAGCAGGGAUGACUGGACAUUCAUCAGUGACCACUAG